AUGAAGCUGUAUUCCCUAAUUAUUCUCGCAUUAGUUUUGCCGCUCAUCAUCGCUGAAUGCAAUUUGGUAAAAUUCAAUGGAUGUCAGGCGAAGUUCUCGGAUGAUUUGGGCAUUCCGCGUGGAUAUGAUUGGUCGAAUCCGCUGGGAUUGACACUUCAGAUUCAGAAUCUUUAUAUUAAUGGGAACGCAGGUGAACGAGGACUUAACACUGUUUGCAACGCUUAUAAUGGCUUCAUCAAAUGCCUCGCCGACUCAUCUUCAAGCACAUUCGAAUGUUUCGAUAUCAGCUGGCUCCUUCAUUCAAGCACAUCGCCAAACAACGCCUACGCUUACGGAUUCCUCAUGAACAUGCUCCAAUAUCAAUGCGGAGCCGGAUUUUAUAUCGCUUCUGAUAAUUGGGAUUGUGUUCAGCGCAUUUACGCUGGAAAGAAUGGGACCAUGUAUGAAUGCAUCAACGCAUUUGUGAUAAAUACUCAAGAAAAUCCCAAUCAUGCUUGCCCUUACGUUCAAACCGGCUUAAGUUGCUUCGAGAAGGCAUUCCGUCUUCAAGGAUGUCCAGAAGAGCUCAAAUAUUAUGGAUGUGAAUCGUUCCGCCAAUAUUCGGCGCCUCAAUUCUCGAUAUGCGACGAAACAUGCGAAAUUUAA
Caenorhabditis bovis is the source of this 645-nucleotide messenger RNA. The record is from the annotation of a GenBank genome assembly. Lineage: Eukaryota; Metazoa; Nematoda; Chromadorea; Rhabditida; Rhabditidae.